Molecule: messenger RNA, 2166 nt
Organism: Miscanthus lutarioriparius
Lineage: Eukaryota; Viridiplantae; Streptophyta; Magnoliopsida; Poales; Poaceae
Source: the annotation of a GenBank genome assembly
AUGUCACCGGCGGCGAGGCGCCUCCUGCUCGCCGGAGCCGCUCGUCGCCGCCGCUUCUCCACGGACUCCGCGGCGUCGUACCCGUCCCGGCCGUCGCAGCAGCUGCCCAAGGGCAAGCGGUGGGACGCGGUGGUGAUCGGCGGCGGCCACAACGGCCUCGUCGCGGCCGCCUACCUCGCCCGCGCGGGCCGCUCCGUUGCCGUGCUUGAGCGCCGGGGCAUCCUGGGUGGCGCGGCGGUCUCGGAGUCGGACCUUGUCCCCGGAUUCCGCUUCUCCCGCUGCAGCUACCUCCUCAGCCUCCUCCGCCCCGCCAUCCUCCGCGACCUGGAGCUGGAGAGGCACGGGCUGAAACUGCUGCCGCGGAGCCCUUCGUCGUUCACGCCAUGCCUUGACGGCAGAUACCUGCUUCUUGGUCCGGAUGCAGAGCUAAACUUCUCAGAGAUCAGCAAGUUCUCUAGGAAGGAUGCAGAGGCAUACCCAAGAUACGAGGAGAAGCUGGAGCAGUUCUGCAAGCUCACGGACUUUGCCAUAGACUCGGCUCCACCCGAGCUGAGGCAGGAGGUCCACUUCUCUAUGAUUGACAGGAUGAAGCAUAGGGUCGAGAAGUCAGCAUUCUGGGGCCACCUUUUUCGGCAUGUGAUGCAGCAGGGGCAGGCGAACAUGGUGGAAUUCUUUGACCUCCUCCUUUCUCCGGCAUCGAAAAUCUUGAACACCUGGUUUGAGAGCGAGAUUUUGAAGGCGACUCUUGCAACUGACGCUGUGAUAGGAGCUAUGGCUGGUGUUCACACUCCAGGUUCUGGAUAUGUUCUCCUACACCAUGUCAUGGGGGAGACUGGUGGUCAACGUGGUGUUUGGGCGUACGUCGAAGGUGGUAUGGGUUCAGUGUCAUCGGCUAUAAGCAAAGCAGCUCUUGAAGCAGGAGUGCAGAUUGUAACAAAUGCCGAGGUUUCCCAAGUAAUGGUUAACAAAACUAGUGGAAUGGUAAAAGGGGUAGCUUUGGCUGAUGGAACAGUGGUGCACUCGCCAGUUGUUCUCUCAAAUGCCACUCCAUACAAAACAUUUGUGGAUCUAGUACCUUCUAGUGUUCUUCCGGAGGACUUCCUCUGUGCAAUUAAGGCAGCAGAUUACAGCUCUGCAACAACAAAGAUUAAUGUGGCUGUCGACAGGCUGCCACAGUUCCAGUGUUGCAAAGACAGCAACCCUGAAGGUGGUCCAGAGCACAUGGGCACCAUACACAUUGGGUCCGAAAGCAUGGAGGAAAUUGACCUUGCAUAUAGGGAAGCAGCAGGCGGCAUCUCAUCCAAAAGACCUGUUAUAGAAAUGACAAUUCCUUCUGUCUUGGAUAAGACCAUCUCUCCACCAGGUCAGCAUGUUAUUAAUCUUUUUGUUCAGUACACACCCUACAAACUUUCAGAAGGCAGUUGGCAGGAUUCUAAUGUCAGAAAAGCCUUUGCUGAGCGAUGCUUUUCUUUAAUUGAUGAAUAUGCACCGGGCUUUAGCUCAUCGGUGGAAGGCUAUGAUAUGCUGACUCCACCUGAUCUUGAAAGAGAGUUUGGUCUAACAGGGGGAAACAUUUUCCACGGUGCAAUGGGCUUAGAUUCUCUUUUCCUCAUGAGGCCCGCCAAGGGAUGGUCAGAUUACAGAACUCCUGUGAAGGGGCUGUACCUCUGCGGGAGCGGCGCACACCCAGGUGGUGGGGUGAUGGGUGCCCCAUGGAGCUUCGCCUGCCUUGCCCAUUGGCUGGCGGAGUUUCCCCACGCCGCUGGGCGGCUAGGGGGCUGGGCUGCACAUGCCGCUGCGUUCGCUGGGCGGUUGUCCGGGCCGAGCUUGCUUGCUGCUGCAUCGCCAUUGUGGCUGUCUGGGUCGAGCUCGCCUUGCUGGCGCCAGGAGAUGCAGAUCUUCGUGAAGACCCUUACUGGCAAGACGAUCACCCUUGAGGUGGAGUCCUCGGACACCAUCGACAAUGUCAAGGCCAAGAUCCAGGACAAGGAGGGCAUCCCACCGGACCAGCAGCGUCUGAUCUUCGCCGGCAAGCAGCUUGAGGAUGGGCGCAUUCUUGCAGACUACAACAUCCAGAAGGAGAGCACCCUCCACCUUAUGCUCCGCCUCAGGGGAGGCAUGCAGAUCUUCGUGAAGACCACGGACCGGCAAGACAAUCACCCUUGA